AUGGCAGAAGCGGAAAUACUGUCUGCUAGCCAAGUGAAUGGUUUUGCUGGCAUUUCGCCGUUGAUAUACGAGCGGGAUCAGGAUACUCCCAAAGGCUUUCACACGACCAGGCAAUACACUUCUUACAGUGUUGAUGACCAUCUUGAGACACUCCGUGCUAUUCUCAAUGACGAUUUCAGUAAAGAAGAAGAGAUACUGGCGCUUCCUCGGCGGCAGAAUAAGUCUCAAAGACCUCUUGCGGUUCAGCUAUCUAAGAUUACAAAAUUGUGGCCAGAGUUGACUGAAAUCGCUGCCAUCAUCAAAUAUGAGCGUUUGACAAUUUACGCGAAAGCAAUUGUUCGUCAGAAUCAAGCAGAUGUGUUGAAAGCUGCCCAGUGGAAAGACAAUAAAGGUGGAAAGCUUUUGAGAGUCCAAGGACCUUGGGCAGGUCAAGAAUUAGACCCCGUUGAUCUCAAAGGUCCUGCGGCCAUUCCUAUGCCAGUCACAAUUGGAACAGCGGAAGACUUCAAUCCUAUCUUCAGCUUCCUAGCGGACAAUAAAACGAUCGCCGAGGCUGGCGAGUCUGACGGUACUCAUGGGAUAGAAUUAUUGUGGAAAAGCCAUCUAUUGGAAUUUGAACGUGGAAUCGUGUAUGAAGACGGACGUGUCGAUUUGUGCAAGAAAGUUGUUGGCCCAACACAUAUCGGGAAAUUGAUGGACAGCUUGGAGCCAAACACUCAGAUAACACACUUCUUACUGGGGAAUAAUGCCAUCUCAACCACCGGUGCCAAACGAAUUGCUGAAUUUGUUGAGAAAUACCCUGACCGGAUGGAGACCUGGUAUCUUGCGGGCUGCCAUAUCACACGGUAUGGACUGUCGCUGCUAGUCCCACAGAUAGUGAAAUCCACCAAAAUCACCAAUUUAUGGCUGAAACGAAAUCCUCUCGGACCAAACUCUAGUGCUCUUCUGGCAGAACUUGUGCUUAAUACCAAGAAUCUCCGGACUCUGGAUCUCGAAACUACCGAGCUUGGUGACAAAGGCACAUGCGAGUUCAUUGAUGGCAUCGUUGGGAAGCCAUCAUCUCUCAAACACCUGUAUUUGAACGCAAGUGGGAUUGGUAAAAAUGGCUGCGUAAGCCUAGGCAGAUAUCUGGCAGACUCAAAUUGCAUUCUAGAGAGCCUCUUCAUUUCAACAAAUCCGCUUGGAGAUGCUGGAAUUAAAGAGCUCGCACCUGGUUUGAAAGCGAACAGAACUUUGAAGCGGCUGAUGAUCGGAUCUACAGGACUGACAUCUGAUGGAGUAAGUGCACUUGCACAUGCUCUCGUCGAUAGCGAAGCACCAACUCGGGCGAUAGAACUUGGAGCUUCUCAGACCACCAGAGCACAUGGACAGAGAUACAAUUACAUCGAUGAUGGUUGCGUAGAGGCCUUGAAACGACUGAUCAUGAAACCGUCGAUGAGAUGGCUUGGUCUUGGCCGCACUAUAUUCAGCAUCGCAGGACUCCAAGAUAUCAGAUCCGCAGUCAUCAAGUCUGAGCUGGUAACUUUUGAGGUUCACUCUAUCGAAGUGAAUGCGAUCAAAAGCGGUCCUGGACUCAGCGGAGAGUUCGAGGGCGAAUCGAUUACAAAGUCACCUUCCCUUGAAGUCCGAAAAGCGUUGACGAGGAAUCAGCUUAAAUACUAUCCCAAGUAUGAAUCGUAUGAUGACUUCUUAAACAGUGAGGACUUUAGGUUCAUCCGAAAUACUUCUGAUGUCCGGAAGAUCGACUCGAUGUAUCGGACCAUGAAUAGGAGACAAGGAUUUACUGAGGAAUCAACAUGGGCAGAGGGUGAUCCGACUUGGCAGUUGAUUACUGAUGAUGCUCUUAUGGCAGAUAGAGAAUGA
Glarea lozoyensis ATCC 20868 is the source of this 1863-nucleotide messenger RNA. RefSeq names its product RNI-like protein. Gene Ontology annotation, molecular function: protein binding. The coding region runs from base 1 to 1863 and encodes 620 amino acids. The transcript has a single exon. Lineage: Eukaryota; Fungi; Ascomycota; Leotiomycetes; Helotiales; Helotiaceae. The record is from RefSeq and is a predicted model, not a curated record.